Molecule: messenger RNA, 618 nt
Organism: Saccoglossus kowalevskii
Lineage: Eukaryota; Metazoa; Hemichordata; Enteropneusta; Harrimaniidae
Source: RefSeq, a predicted model, not a curated record
AUGGACAAAUUGGUAGAAAUCAAAUCAUACUUACCCUGCCAGAUAGUAACCACAGUUUACACCAGAGAACCAUUACAAAUGUAUAUCCUAUUAGACAAUCCAUUCGACGAAGUUCGCAUAGAUUUUGCAUACGCAAAAGGUGAAACGCUACUUCUACUCAUUGACGACUAUUCACGAUAUCCAUUUGUAGAACCAAUAUCGUCAACUGCUGCACGUUGUGUCAUACCAAAGCUCAACUACUUAUUCGCGAUGUUUGGCACUCCCGGAAUUCUCAAAUCUGAUAAUGGCCCACCAUUCAACGUUGAGGAAUUUGAGAAAUUUGUUUCGAUACUAGGACUGAGACAUCGUAAGGUAACUCCACUAUGGCCUAGAGCCAAUGGAGAAGAAGAACGAUUUGUUAAAACGUUGAAGAAGUCAAUGAAAGCAUCAAAAACAGAAGGAAUGAAUUGGAGAAAAGAACUGCAAAUGUUUCUACAAAACUACCGCACAACCCCUCAUGCUACAACCAGUGUAUCACCCGUAACAUUGUUUCUGAAACGUAUCAUAUGCAACAAGCUUCCUCAAACAAAUGAUAUCGACCCAGCAUCAGAAAUCGUACGUAAAUAUGAUUCACUGUAG